Molecule: messenger RNA, 1731 nt
Organism: Colletotrichum paranaense
Lineage: Eukaryota; Fungi; Ascomycota; Sordariomycetes; Glomerellales; Glomerellaceae
Exons: 1
Coding region: 1-1731 (576 amino acids)
Molecular function (GO): catalytic activity
Source: RefSeq, a predicted model, not a curated record
AUGGCAUCAGAAAGGAUUCCCGAUGUUUACGGUCCGGGCACCUUCACAGACAAGACCUUCACCCCCGUACCCGAAGACACCGAGCGGAUCUUUCGUCUCAUAGCAAGCCAAACUCCGGGCUUCACUCAAGAUGAGCGUCUACUUUCCAGAGUCACGUUUACCGGAGAGGCGUAUCCCGUUAUCCCCGGCCCCAUCAAGGCGGUUUCUGUCGCUGCCGCCCUUCACGCCAUGACCGGCGUGCUUGCAGAUGAAAUUCUAGCCAUCCGCGGCGUCAACAAGGAGGACAGACAAAUAUCUGUCAACACCACACAUGCAGCUGUCUGGUUUGGCUGUAUAGCCACUGCAUUCCUCGAUGGUGUCGAUGUUGUCAGCAUGGUCAAGCAGGGCCAGCUCAAGAGCCUUCUGCCUGAUUGGGAGCGGGGUUGGACCGACACUCCCCUCAAAUACCGUGCGACUGGCCUCUACCCAACCAGCGAUCCUGAAGUAUGGUAUUCUCUUCAUGGCAGCAUGAACGCUGAUCCAGUCCUGCGAUCUAUCGGCGUCGACCCAUCAGCACCAAUCAGUUCCAACGACGAGGCAGCCGUGCACAUUGCUGAGAGCACCUCAAAGCUUAGCCCAGAGAAAAUGGAGGUCACAAAUCUGUUAAAUGGAUUUUGCGGCAGUAUCUGCUUCACUCCCAAGCAGUGGCGCGAGUCUGAGAUGGGACGGUCCCUUUCUAGGCACCCUCUAGUCAAUGUAAAGAAGCAGGAGCAGACGAUGCCUACACCGCCGAUCGCGUUUCCGCCUCUCAGCUCCAACGACAAACGACCCUUGGCAGGGGUUAAAGUUGUGGAAAUGACCCGGGUUAUCGCUGGACCAGAGAUAGGGACCAUUCUUGCUUCAUACGGCGCAGAUGUAAUUCGCGUCAACCCUCCCCACCUUCCGGACAUCAACAUCAUGCAGCUAUCAUUGAACGCUGGUAAGCGCACGAUCGCCAUCGAUCUGCGAAAAGAAGAGGAUGCUUCAAUUCUCAAAUCGCUCGUUUCCGACUGCGAUGUGUUCAUCCAGGGGUUCCGCAUCAACAAGAUGCCCAAGUUUGGCCUUGGGCUGAACGAUCUCUUGAAAAUGGCUGGUGAUCGUGGCCGAGGAAUCGUGUAUGUCACCGAAAACUGCUAUGGACCGGACGGAUAUUAUGCCGAGCGACCCGGCUGGCAACAAAUCGCCGAUGCUGCGGCUGGCUCUGCCUAUGUUACAGGAAGAUCUUUGGGACUUCCGAAUAACGAGGCCGUUCUUCCUAGCUUGCCCAUUUCCGACAUGUCCACCGGUGUCUCGGGCGCGGUUGGCGCAAUGCUAGGACUGAAGCGGCGCGCGACUGAGGGGGGAAGCUACUACUCACACGCCAGUCUCGUGGGCGUUAAUGCCUAUGCCCUCACCGAAGAGGUCGGUCUCUACCCUGAAAGCACUGUGGCAGAAUGCAAGCAGCGCUUCCAAUGGGGUGAAAUGAGAGGUGCUCAUCAUGUUCUGGAUCUUCUAGUGACUGUCUGGAAUGGAUGGACAAAAGUUCUUGGUGACUUCUUCAACCCUGAAGGCGAAUGGUUCCAAAGCUUUGAUUCAAGUGCCUUCGACAGGAAGCGCUUGAGUAUUUUGAAACCGGUGGUCAAGUUUGAGGGGGAAAAGGAAAUAUCCCCCGAAUGGAAAACUCCAAGCGUUCCGUACGCCUUCGAGAAGGCCGAAUACGUCAGGUUCCGUUGA